AUGACAGACCCUGUGAAAGAGAAGAAGGAAACUCUUGGUGAGGUGUUGAAUGGGGAUCGAUUGGUUUCUGCUCCAUAUAAGAUCGACUUUCUAGUAGACAAAUAUUCUCAAGUGGCAUGCAGAAAGAUGCUAACAAAGGAAGAAGUAUCUCGGUUUCGAAAUGCGGUUGUAAAGGAUUAUUUCAUUCAAAUGUACUUUGAUGACUUACCAAUAAAGGCUUUCAUUGGAAAGACUGACCAUGGUGGUGUAGUUGAACAAAUCCAGUACAAAUAUUUGCUUUUCAAACAUUUGCAUUUUCAUAUUUUUUUCAACAAGGACCGUGUGAUUGAGGUCGCUGUUAGAACAGACCCUCAGUUCUUUGUGGACAUAUCAGAGGACAAGGAAGUUGACGUUGAGUUCAUGUACACUGUGAACUGGAAAGAAAUACAAAUUCCUUUUGAGAAAAGAAUGGAGAGAUACUCAUUAUCUUCGACACUGCCUCGUCACUUGGAAAUUCAUUGGUUUGCGAUUAUGAACUCAUGUGUGACCAUUGUCCUAUUAGUUGGCUGUUUUGUGACCUUUUACAUACGAGUCCUUAAGAAAGAUAUUAUGAAAUAUGCACAAGAUGAGGAAUUAUCUGACAACCAAGAAGAGACUGGAUGGAAAUACAUCCAUGGCGAUGUGUUUCGUAUGGUAUUCGUUCUCAUUCUAGGACUGGCUGGCAUAUUCUAUCCAUACAACCGAGGUCGUUUGUUAACUGCACUAGUGGUCAUAUAUGCAAUUACAUCUGUGAUAGCUGGUUAUACUGCAGUUUCUUUCUAUUGUCAGCUUGAAGGACCAAACUGGGUUUAUAACUUGGGUAUCUAUUUUUAUAACGGACUUUGCGUACUAAUGAGGUCACUCGGUUUUUGGGUUGACAGGGUAACUGCAGCACUUCCUCUGGGUACUAUUGCUUUAAUAUUUCUCAUAUGGAUAUUUUUUGCAUCACCUUUGCUUUUGCUGGGCGGUAUUGCUGGAAAAAACAGUAAGUCUGAGUUUCAUGCCCCCUGCCGCACCAGUAAAUGUCCCAGAGAGAUUCCAACACUGCGUUGGUACAGGGGCCUUCUUCCUCAGAUGGCAUUGGCAGGCGUUCUUCCUUUUGGUGUUAUCUACCUCGAGAUAUACUAUAUAUUUGCCAGCAUUUGGGGUCAUCGGGUUUACUCAACAUAUGGUAUCUUGUGCAUUGUCUUUGUUCUUCUUCUGGUUGUGACUGCUUUUGUGGCUUUGGCUUUGACAUAUUUUCUGCUUGCUGCUGAAGAUCAUGAAUGGUGGUGGAGGUCUUUUCUUUGCGGUGGAUCAACUGGCUUGUUUAUCUACGGCUACUGCUUUUAUUAUUACUUCACACGAACAGAUAUGAAUGGCCUCCUGCAAAGUUCCUUCUUCUUUGGUUACAUGGCUUGCAUCUGCUAUGGUAUAUUUCUCAUGCUUGGGACCGUGGGCUUUCGUGCAUCUUUAGUCUUCAUUCGUUACAUCUAUGGGUCGAUCAAGUGUGAAUAG
Molecule: messenger RNA, 1515 nt
Organism: Ilex paraguariensis (yerba mate)
Lineage: Eukaryota; Viridiplantae; Streptophyta; Magnoliopsida; Aquifoliales; Aquifoliaceae
Source: the annotation of a GenBank genome assembly